UGUUCAUUUGGUCCAGGUCUCCGCUUCAUGUUGUUUUCAAUAUCAAAUUUUGUUUAGGCUGACGCUUUACUGAAGAAUGAGCGAUAACGAUGACAUCGAGGUCGACAGUGACGAAGAAUCUACGAGAUUUCACUCUGUGGCGGACAAACGGGCACACCACAAUGCGCUGGAGCGCAAACGCAGGGACCACAUCAAAGACAGCUUUCACAGUCUCCGGGAUUCUGUCCCCGCUUUACAAGGGGAAAAGCAGUCUAUCAAACAGGCGUCCCGAGCUCAGAUCCUAGACAAAGCCACAGAGUACAUUCAGUACAUGCGACGGAAAAACCACACGCACCAGCAGGACAUUGAUGACCUAAAGAGGCAGAACGCUCUGCUGGAGCAGCAAGUCAGGGCACUGGAGAAGCUUAAGGGGACCACGCAGCUGCAGGCCAACUAUUCGUCCUCGGACGGCAGUUUGUACACCAACCCUAAGGGCAGUGCCGUUUCCGCCUUCGACGGCGGCUCUGACUCCAGCUCCGAGUCUGAGCCUGAGAAACCGCCCAACCGAAAGAAAGCGAGAGUGGAGUCCAGCUAAGAGUUGGCUUUUCCCUCCCUCUCCUCUCCUCCUCUGAAGGAAGGGAGAAGGUAUCGCUGCAUUGCACUCAGUGCUCUUUCAAACUCCCACCAGUUCCCUCCUUUUCUGCUUCAGAGUGUGCCACCAAUCAGAGACUCCAUGCCCUCCUGUCUCGCGUCCAAGUCUCCCGAAACACCGGGUCACCAGAGAGAGGAAGACUGUUGACGAAGCUUAAACGCAUAGCUCUUUGGUUUUCUCUCCCUCAAUGUCCCUCCCUCCCUCCUCCCUUACUUCAUCUACAUUUUACUUCUUGGCACAGAUUUCUUCACAGCAAUGACACCCCCACCACACAAUUCAAACCCCAAAAUGAGGCAGCUUUGCUACUUAAGGACAAUGCUUUUUGUACCCUCAUCUGCCACCUGUCGGAUAGACUCCGAAGAGGCAGCGGAGCUGUACACCUCCAAGCACUGCUACAAUAUACCUUUUUUUUUUUUUUGCUUUUUGUUGAUAAUUGUAACGAACCUGUUUAGAAUUUAUACACACCCUAGAUGAAUUGAAGGAGCCGUUUCUAAAUAUUUGUACUUUUCCACAAAAGAAUGUGAAGCUACUUUGAAGCAGUUAUUAACGUACCUACCAGUCAAAGGAAAAGAAAAAACAAGGCCCACUGGAUGGCUUACUUUUUUUCUUUUUUGACGUUUGAAAUUCCUUCACUGAAAUUGAUGUUUUUGGAAAGAAAUUGAUGUUUUGAAAAAGAAAGGCUCCCAAACUUGUGUUGUAUUUGUCCUUUUAGCUUGACGUAGUGACUGACUUUAGGUGGCUGAGUAAGACAUUUUGCUUAAUUUUCUCUCUUAAAAGGCUCCAAAAUAUGUAUUGCAUUUUGUACUGUUCACACGAUUUUGGGAAUUUACUGAUUUGCUAUGUGGUUUUCCCAUAUUCAAUUUUUAGAGAAUGUUCGAGGGUAACUCCCGUUUUCAGUUUGAGGAGAAAAAAAAAAAGUCCAUGUAUUGUGAAUUCUGAGGUAAACGUUUAAAUGUUGCUGAUUUCGAUUUGACCUUAACCAAAAGAGAAUCCCCCCCAUCCCGUUCCCACCCCCUCCAGGUUGUGUUAAGAGUGCAGUCAGAGAUGUGUGUGUGUAUAUCUUUUACCAUAUUUUUGCCAUUUAGGACAUAACUAGUGUAUACUAAAUAGGUCUUUGUUUGUCUGAUUCCAUUCCAUGGAAAUUACAGGUAUGUUGUACAUACUGCCAACAAUUGUCUUGCAAGUUGAGGCCUAACUUUACUAUGAGACUAUAAAUAAAACUAUUUUAUCCUUUACAGA
This is a messenger RNA of Chanos chanos (milkfish), 1870 nucleotides long. It is a transcript of the gene max, whose product is annotated as myc associated factor X. NCBI's taxonomy places the organism in Eukaryota, Metazoa, Chordata, Actinopteri, Gonorynchiformes, Chanidae. Gene Ontology annotation, molecular function: protein dimerization activity; DNA-binding transcription factor activity. The coding region runs from base 77 to 574 and encodes 165 amino acids. Gene Ontology annotation, cellular component: RNA polymerase II transcription regulator complex. Gene Ontology annotation, biological process: positive regulation of transcription by RNA polymerase II. The record is from RefSeq and is a predicted model, not a curated record. The transcript has 5 exons.